CCGAUUCCCCCAGUCGUCGCCAGUACGCGUCCAGCUCGGUGUCCUUAGGAGAGUGCGGUUCUUUCGCGGAGCACGAAACUACGCCGGGUCCGCGUAUCUCCCUCCCCUCGAGAUUCGAAGCGACGAGCCGUUUACUCUCGGGCUCGGGGAGCACGAGGCGCCUGGGUCCUUCGUCUCGUUCUCCGUGAAUUUUUUUUACGCGGCUAACUUCGCGCGGCAUCAUCGCCGCGAAGCCGGCUGUCAUCCCGACGUUCCUCGCGAUCGGUGGUCGUGUUCGUGACGUAGUCUCGACGGGCUUCCGGCGCGGCGCCCCUCGUUUUCGGAAGCGACGAGAAACCAUCGUCGGAGGGAGAGCGAGAGACGCGAUAACGGACCGUAAUCUGUCGUUCGCGCGCACGCAAGCGAGCAAGCACGACGUACGCACGCACGCACGCAAGCUCCCUCGUUCGCUCGCUCUCUCCUCUCUCUCUCUCUCUCUCUCUCUCUCUCUCUCUCGCGUCGUGCGUGCCCGUUGUCAUCGCCUAACCGGAACGAGAGCCUCUCGCGCGCGGAUCGAGCCUCGCCUAACUGCUCCUCCUCCCGGAUCCCCCGGCUGAAUCGAGCGGAUGGACCGUUCUCCUGCCGGAAACCGCUCUCCCGGAAUAUCGAUCAAAUAGACUGAACCGAGUGAACAACUAUCGCGACAGGAGCCGGGGACGGAGAAGACCAGGAGACUCGGAUAAUCGGAUAGGAAAGGAAAGAGAGAGAGAGGGAGAAAGAGUGACGGAGAGGAUCUCAACGUCAGCCAGGAUACGCGAGAAAGGCGCAGCUGAGUCGCGCGGUUAAAUCGACGCAAGUGUGGCGGUGGUUAGGGUUGCAUACGGGUGGCUGCGGUCGCCCAGGUAGUUAGGGGACUACUCGGUGCCGGUUGCCGCCUCGGUAAGGUUGCCAUCGGUGACGACGAAGACGAAGAAGACGACGAAGACGAGGACGAGGAGGAGGACGGCGGUCGUGGUGGCGGAGGAGGAGGAGGAGGCGGUGGCGGAGGAGACGGUGCCGGUGAAGGAAGCAGUGCCGGUGAAGAUAGUAGUGUUAGUGGUGUUGGCGGUGGCCAAAGUGUUUACGGUGUUUGUUGUGUCGGCUGCUGUGGUGACGACGGCCGCGGGUGCGAAGUGCGACGAAGAGGACGAGAUUAACGAGGAGGCAAGUAGGAGGAGGAGGGGGAGUAGUUGCGCCAGGAGAUCGUCUCAUCUUCCUCGGGGCGACCCGGCCGCUAUCCGGCCGCGCUGUUUGGCAGCAGCAGGUGAUACAGCAAGUGCGUGAGGGUGGCAUUUGUGAAGGCAACGUGUAGCAAGAUGGGCUGUGCCAUGUCCGCGGAAGAGCGGGCCGCUCUGGCUCGCAGCAAGCAGAUCGAGAAGAAUCUCAAGGAGGAUGGCAUCCAAGCGGCCAAGGAUAUCAAGCUCCUGCUGCUUGGAGCGGGCGAGUCCGGCAAGAGUACUAUCGUGAAACAAAUGAAAAUUAUCCACGAGAGCGGCUUCACGCCGGAAGACUUCAAGCAGUACAAACCCGUCGUAUACAGUAACACGAUACAAUCUCUAGUCGCUAUUCUCAGAGCAAUGCCUAACCUGGGCAUCAGUUUUUCAACCAACGAGCGAGAGACGGACGCAAAAAUGGUGUUCGACGUAAUACAAAGAAUGGAAGACACGGAACCUUUUAGUGAAGAAUUAUUGGCGGCUAUGAAGAGGUUGUGGUCCGACAAUGGAGUACAGGAGUGCUUUGGCAGGAGCAACGAGUAUCAGUUGAACGACUCCGCGAAAUACUUCCUGGACGACUUGGAUCGAUUAGGAGCCAGGGAAUAUCAACCAACAGAACAGGAUAUUCUCAGAACCCGAGUGAAAACGACAGGAAUCGUGGAAGUCCACUUUUCUUUCAAAAACCUCAACUUCAAAUUAUUUGACGUUGGUGGUCAGAGGAGCGAGCGUAAGAAAUGGAUUCAUUGCUUCGAGGAUGUGACUGCAAUUAUUUUUUGUGUGGCAAUGUCCGAAUACGAUCAGGUUUUGCAUGAGGAUGAAACGACGAACCGAAUGCAAGAGAGCUUAAAGUUGUUUGACUCGAUCUGCAACAACAAAUGGUUUACCGACACCUCGAUUAUUCUCUUCCUGAACAAGAAGGAUCUUUUCGAAGAGAAAAUCCGCAAGUCUCCUCUUACAAUCUGUUUUCCCGAAUACGCUGGUGCGCAAGAGUACGGCGAAGCGGCUGCAUACAUCCAGGCGCAGUUCGAAGCGAAGAAUAAAUCGACCACGAAGGAGAUCUACUGCCAUACGACCUGUGCCACCGACACGAACAACAUUCAAUUUGUGUUCGACGCAGUCACAGACGUCAUUAUCGCUAAUAAUCUGCGCGGCUGCGGUCUCUAUUAGGCUAAUUCUGUAUUCUACGUUAAGCGCAAACGGAGGAGGAAAACGUUACCACGACACGACUGGCCGGACGACAUAUUUCAGCAGGUUCGAAGCUUGUUUCGAUUCCAUUCCGGCUCGAGAAAGAGAGAGAAAGAGAGGGACGAUUCCUUUCGUUACCAACGCUAAACAGAACGUAGCGGAACGCGUUUAGUUUGUCUUGUCUUAUAUUAACGAAUCCGAGAAGUCGACAUCAUUCAAUGGUUCGUGAUGUCGAGAAACGGCACGCUCCUCGGCAAUGUGGAAGAACGAUCGAUUAUGGAGGGAACGCAUGUUUUAAGAAUGAGCCAUUGUUGGCUCCGAUUCUCUUGGGCGGAAUAGAUGUCGUUUUCCCAGGAAACGAGAUCGAAGCGAUCGAGGGCGGAUUCGUUGGCAACGUCUACGUUCUUAAUUCACGCGGAGAAAAAUGAAGGGAAUUUUAAUUAUUCGCUCGCAUUUUUACAACCCGUUUUCUCUCCAUGGUGAAAAAUGUGUCGCAGAACGCGCGCAUUGUUUGACCAUUAACGGCAAUGAAAAUGCGAGGAUCCUGAUACGAAAAUAGAGAUCUCUAGUCGCGAAUUAAUCGAUCGCGAUAGCAUCAUCUUGUCCUCUUGUGAACAUCGAGAUUGCUCGAGCAUUUUUGUACCGCGAUCUUCGGCUUCGUUCUCGUUUCUCGAGACACGCUCGAGCAUUCCAUGACGCAAAGAAAAAAAGAGAGAAAAGUCAUGCGUGCGCGCCACGCACACGAGUCGAAAUCUUUACUCACAACUUUCGCACACAGAUUAUUAAGCGCACUCAAAGUUCUGUUUAUAUACACAUGUUUAGAUAUUCUCUUACGUCUCUUUUCAUUCAACGGCACAUCCGCACAUUCGCGAUUGGACGUAUUUCCCGAGAGUCCUUUCCAGAUUUGCAUUUUGAUAAAUAGAGAAGGCAACUGAAAAGCGGCGCAUUUUGUAACGUAAGAGUGUAAUGUAUCGAUACUGCGAAGUUUCCAAGCUCGAUUAAUUAUUUCUAUAUCAAUAUAACGUUAGAUUUACUUUUUUUUUUACUUUACGUCAUUUCCAUACCGCAUAAUUGCUGUACAGUUAAUAUAACGAUCACGCACACGGGAUAUUCCUGCGCACAGAAACUGAUUAUAGGCACAGAUAUCGAUCUAUACGCACAUAUUACACGCAUAAUUAUUUCGCAGCGGAAAAGUUGAUUCCUUUAUUAAUGAUCAUCACUGUGAGUCAUGUGUCAAUAUACUUUUAUCAUCAUACAUGUACACGAAUAUACAGAAUAUAUACGAGAUAUCAACCUGAGAAAUCUUCGCAACGUUGAAUCAUCCGUUCGCUUUGAAAAAUAUAUCCCGAAUAGAAAUAUUAGAAGAAAGUGAAAAAAAUUGUGUCAAAUCUCUAUGAAAUAAUUUGCAGAAUCUUAUUUGCGCGCGCACGGAAUAUAUUGCAGAUAUCAAAGAAACUUUUUGCGGAAUAGCGAGACUUCUUACGAGAUAUUUGACGUUGUUAUCGACAUUACUGAUAGUGAUUCAAGAUUUCACUGUCACAAGCAGAAACGACACACGUGUAUGCAUGAGCGUGUACAAUUUUUGGGACAUCCUGCGCAACAAAUGCGAAACAAAUGCUAUAGCGGGGAAUCCUGAGAGUGUAUUUUUCUAAACGCUUCGUUUUCUUCCUUUUCGUUUUUUCUAUGGGGUGUAUCGACAAUACCGCUGAUUAAGUUCAAUAUACGGGGGGGGGGGGGGGAAGAGAGUGACGGAUGGAUGAGAGGACAGGGGGAAGUGUUGUACGAGAGGAUGCACAUAUGGGACCUCAUAUUUAGGUGCGCGUAACCAGCACGUGUGUAACGUGUUCCGGGACGGGCGUGAAUCUCGUUGCGCACAAUCGUACUGUACUCGGCUAUCUCGCAUAAGCUAUAUUUUAUUACACGAGAGUUAUUGCGUUGAGAGGGGAAGAUACGGGCAAGAGAAACGGCCGGUGACGCAUCGUCACGUCGCAUCGUUCGAAUGCCACGCGUCUCCUGACGAUUAGCUUUCGCGUCGGAAUGAAAGAGGGUGAAAAGGCAACGGAGAUAGGCGCGAGUAGAAGAAUACACGCGCGUAUUAGAUCCAUUUAGAAGAAUCUGAGGAUAACACGAGACGUGAUAGAAGACAGAAGCGGAAUGGUAUGAGUAGAACACGACUUUCAAACCCGAGAGAAGAAAACGUAGAAUCUACAACUGUGUCCAAUUCGCGAUCCCAACUCGAAUCCUGUAAGACUGUGCUUCUAUGUCUAUGUCUAGUCUUGUCAGCGAGUCGACGCGUUUUUCUUCAUCUCUAAAGUCCCUGUCUGGAUAAUCAUCGUGACUUUCCUCGCCGACGCGUUUCGUCCUUCCGAUGAAGUUGGUCAGUCCAUUUCCCUUCGCGUGAUCGUAUCCGUCGCAUCGUCUUGAAAUUGCGAUUCCGUUUUGUCGUCUGAUGUCGUCACUUUGUUUGAAACCCGGGCGAGGAUAAUCAUGUCCUUGGAAGAGGAGAGACGACGACAGAUUGCCCGAUGAAAGGGUAAAUGGGAACGUGUGACUUGUACACGGUAUAUCGAGGAUGGACCAAGGGUUGUUUUUAAAGCGAGACGUUCGAAAAUAUCGGGCAUAAAUCUUGAUAUUUUGUAUUCGUUCGAUGCUUAAAAAAGAACGUAAUCUCCGAAGAUACUGAAUGAUGCAUUUUUUGAAUAUCUAAACCUCUCUAGACAUCUCUUUUAGAUUUCGGGUAUAGACUUUCUUCAGAAGUAUCGAGUAUUUCGUACCAUUGAUCACAUCAUAAUUGAUACCAACGCCGCAAAGUAUCGAUACUUUAGAAGCAAGUGUCGAAAGUGUGACAGUGAUGCUAUUCAUACAUUGCAUAAUAGUAGUCUUGAAUCAUAUUUAAUCUUUAAGUAUCGAACGAGCGUGAGUGUCGGCAGUUGACGCUUUAUCAACACCCGUUAUCCGCGAAUAAUCGAUGGCAUCGAGGCGUCACCAGCAGAAGGAUUGAUGAGCUAAUCACGACUUUAGGGAUAAAGUAUUUAUACGGAAACCAAAAAGAGGAACUAUGUAAGAGGUCUCAAAAUGAAACGUACCAAAUAGCGCGUGCCAAUGCGCAUGACUUAACUUUUAGUCUAGCUAACGUUAUAGAAUAUCGAGCGGAGCCGUUAAGCUGCGCUUUCUGUCAAGCGAGAGAGAGAGAGAGAGAGAGAGAAUGAGAGAGAGAGAGAAAGAGAAAGAGAAAAAAGCGAUAAAACAUGAGAUUUGAUAUUUUCGGUUGUUGUCGCGCGAUACGAGGAUUCGAUCGGACGCAUCGGUUUUUUUUCAGUCUUUUUUCCCACCGUUGGACCAGCAGCUUCAGAUUGUCAUUAACUAUACCAGUUUAAUAAGUAUAGAGCUACUAUGACUAUUUGAAGGAAGUUAAUUAUAUACGAGAAUUCGGCCGAUCUCUCAUUCACGAAGAAGUGAUCGACAUAUCGGUCGCGAUAUCAGUCAAAUCUUCGGUUAUUCGCGCGACUUAUCGUAUCGCCGUGAUUGCGCGAAGCCGAUUCGAGUGCAAGGGCAAACGAUGCCUGGAAGAGAGAGAGAAAUUCUUUAUCUUGCGCAAAUUAUCCUUUGGGAAAUCGAGAAUUCACGCUGCUGCUUUAUUUGUCUUCGUAUCAGUUUCGCGCAAAUUUAAAAUUCGCGACAGGCCGAACGAUUCUGGCGACGAUGCGACCCCAACGUUCGAUCGUUAAAUCGCUAUCACGCCCGGAGAUCGUCGUCUCUCGGCUCUAGUCAACCAUCGUCGGCGACACGGUGAAACGUCUUGCGAGACGUAUGAACACGAAAAGAUCGAAGGGUCUGGGAAAGAGAGGGUUGGGGCAAACACACGUAAAAAUUUAAUUAUCUAAUGUUCAUAGAUAUCAAGCGCGCGAGACGCUGAGAAUAAUAUGUGUUAUUUUAAAAGCGCUAGGGUGCGAAUGGGGUGAUACGCGAGAAUAUAUUUGUAAGAGUCUACCGAUUUACUGCGUUACUAGCUUAUAAAUGAUUCAACAUUAAGAAAAGCGAUGUAAGCGAUGAUGUUUCUGUGUACACGUGUGGGACGCAUAAUUCCCGAGUAAGAGGCGAGAAACUUUGGCGAAACGGGCGGCAUAGGACGGAAAUGGUUGCGAGAUCGGUAUCGGAGACGGUCGUGAGCGCAACAAGUCGGCUUGAUUGAACUAUCUUAACCGUAGUUUUCAAAUGUGAGAGAUCGGUAUCCGAGAAUGAGAAGUAUUGUAAGAAAAAUCAGUAAGAUUGAUAAAAAUUAGUGAGAUAAUAAUAUUUAAUAGACCGGCAAGAAAUGAAUUGGAGGCGAUGAUCGCACAAGUCGUUACGCGAGACCGACAGAUACGAUUCAAUCGCAAUGAUGGACACGUCUCGAGUUUAUAUGUAUAUGUAUAUCGUAUAUAUGUAAAAUAUACUUACCCGAGACGUAGAGCCACGUGAUCGUGCAGAUCGGUGAGGCCUCAUGACCGUUUCCUCUUCCGCAUCUCCGUUGUUUCUCAUGGCACGCACAUGUGUAAGCGAGCUCCUCUCCCUUCGCAGCACAUUUCGCGACACACACUUCACUUUCGUUUUCAACGUCACCUCACAUUCGUCUCCCAAUCGAUCACAAUGGGUCCCGACAUCGGAUCGAGCGUGAUGAUCCGAUAUUUUGAUAAUCUCACCAGGGUGGCCUAGUUCGUACUUCAACAUCCGAAGAUUGAUUUUUUUCUGAAAAUCAAAUUCACAUAUUAAUAAUGAAAUUUGAAACGAUAAUAAUGUCUAAAGGAUGUAUGAAAUCUGUUCGAAAAAUUAGAAUAUUUUCUGAAUUAUUUAUGACGAUGAUGAGCUCAAAGAUUUAUUUUACAUGAAAUUUCUAU
This is a messenger RNA of Camponotus floridanus (Florida carpenter ant), 7294 nucleotides long. It is a transcript of the gene Galphao, whose product is annotated as guanine nucleotide-binding protein G(o) subunit alpha. The transcript has 9 exons. Gene Ontology annotation, molecular function: GTP binding; GTPase activity; G protein-coupled receptor binding. The record is from RefSeq and is a predicted model, not a curated record. Bases 1335 to 2399 code for a protein of 354 amino acids. NCBI's taxonomy places the organism in Eukaryota, Metazoa, Arthropoda, Insecta, Hymenoptera, Formicidae. Gene Ontology annotation, cellular component: heterotrimeric G-protein complex. Gene Ontology annotation, biological process: adenylate cyclase-modulating G protein-coupled receptor signaling pathway.